AUGGCUCCCAAAAAGGCUGUUGUUCAAGAGAAGGUCCUUUUAGGCCGUCCUGGUAACAACUUGAAGAGCGGUAUCGUUGGUCUUGCCAACGUCGGCAAAUCGACUCUCUUCCAGUCUAUCACUAAGUCCUCCCUGGGUAACCCGGCCAACUUUCCCUAUGCCACCAUUGACCCUGAGGAGGCCCGCGUCAUCGUUCCCGAUGAGCGGUUCGACUGGCUUGUUGAACACUACAAGCCCAAGUCGCAGGUUCCCGCGAACUUGACUGUGUACGAUAUUGCCGGUCUGACCCGUGGUGCCUCGACUGGUGCUGGUCUUGGUAACGCUUUCUUGUCUCACAUUCGGGCUGUCGAUGCCAUCUACCAGGUGGUGCGCUGCUUCGAUGAUGCCGAAAUUAUCCAUGUCGAGGGUGACGUCAACCCCGUUCGGGAUCUGACUAUCAUCAGCGAGGAGCUCCGUAUCAAGGAUAUCGAGUUCGUGGAGAAGGCCCUUGAGGCCUUGGGCAAGCAGACCCGCCGUGGUGGCCAGUCCCUUGAGAUGAAGAAGCUCAAGGAGGAGGAAGCCACUACUGGCAAGAUUCUUGAAUGGUUGAAGGAUGGUAAGGAUAUCCGUCAAGGCGACUGGAGUCCCAAAGAGGUUGAGGUUAUCAACCCCUUGUUCCUCUUGACUGCUAAGCCAGUCGUGUUCUUAGUCAACCUGAGCGAGAAGGACUACAUCCGCCAGAAGAACAAGUACCUCCCCGGUCUGUUCGAGUGGAUCAAGACCAACGCCACCGGCGCCGCCGUCCUUCCCAUCUCUGCUCAAUUUGAGGAACGUCUGACCCACAUGGGUGACGAAGCUGCUGCUGAGGAGUGCAAGAAGCUGGGCACCAAGUCUGGUUUGCCCAAGGCUAUCACUGCCAUGCGUCAGGCUCUCCACUUGGCCAGCUUCUUUACCACUGGUACGGAUGAGGUCCGCCAGUGGACUAUUCGCAAGAACAUCAAGGCUCCCGCUGCUGCUGGUGUCAUCCACACUGACUUUGAAAAGACUUUCAUCCAGGCCAUUGUCUAUAACUACUCUGUCCUGAAGGAGCUUGGUGAUGAGGGCGCCGUUAAGGCUGCUGGUAAGAUCAUGACCAAGGGUAAGGAUUACAUUGUCGAGGACGGUGAUAUCCUGCUCAUCAAAGCCGGUGCUGCUAAGAGCUAA
Penicillium taxi is the source of this 1182-nucleotide messenger RNA. RefSeq names its product YchF/Obg family ATPase. Gene Ontology annotation, molecular function: ATP binding; GTP binding; ATP hydrolysis activity. NCBI's taxonomy places the organism in Eukaryota, Fungi, Ascomycota, Eurotiomycetes, Eurotiales, Aspergillaceae. The record is from RefSeq and is a predicted model, not a curated record. The transcript is spliced from 3 exons. Bases 1 to 1182 code for a protein of 393 amino acids. Gene Ontology annotation, cellular component: cytoplasm.